AUUUGUGUUUAUAUAGUAUUUGGAGAAUGCAUAUUAGGAUUAGUGUACAAUCUAGGUAAAAGCUUGGUCAAAUGUGAAAAACAAAUUAAAACGGAGAACAUAUUAGAUCAUAUGAAGAACAUAUAGUCUAUUGUAAUCUACAACAGAUACACCCGAGCGUAUAAUAGGAGAACUCGGCACACGCCAUUCACACGUAAAAAAGGAAAAAAACAAAAGAAGAGAGUAAAACCCAAACUCCAACCAAAGCGCGUAAACCAACAAAAGUAAAGAAAGAGUGGUUUCAAUAUAAGUCACUUUUAUAGCAUAGUUAAAUAAUUGAAAGAGUAAUAUCAUCCAACCUUUUCCUUUUCUAAUUCCCUUCCCUCCCAAUUUUCUCUCUCAUCUUCCCUCCCUUUCCCCUUUCCUUCCCACCAGAUCUCUCUUACUCUUAGCCCUAAUCAGUAGUUCGGCUGUCAAUUUCACUGUUUCACCUGUGCCUUCAAAAUAUCAGAAAUGACUCCAGCACCACCCGGACCCGCAACGGCGGCACCCGGAAACAAUAAUCAGUUCGGCGAUACGACGUACACUAAGGUGUUCGUCGGAGGAUUAGCGUGGGAAACUCAGAAAGAUACUCUCAGAAAUUAUUUUCAUCAGUUUGGUGAUAUCUUGGAAGCUGUCGUCAUUACUGAUAAGGCUACUGCUAGAUCCAAGGGCUAUGGUUUUGUGACUUUCCGAGAGCCCGAAGCUGCAAUGAGAGCAUGCCUUGAUGCAACUCCAGUGAUUGAUGGAAGAAGGGCCAAUUGUAAUCUUGCUUUUUUGGGUGCUCAAAAAUCUAAACCUUCCACUCCUUCCCACCACUCCACUCAUGGAAUAAGCAGGAAUGUGAAGGGAAUGAACAACAACAAUGGUGGUGAGAGUGGGUAUGGAGGAGCAGCCUUUAUUGGAGCAACAGCAUCCACUACCUUUCCUCAUUAUGCCAUCCAACAAGGGAUUCCUUUAGCUCAUUUCUAUGGUAUUCCUCCAUAUUCAUCUGAUUACACUUACCCUGCGGGUUACUAUGGAGUACACGGAGUAGCCAAUCAGUACCAGCUGUAUGGAGCAGCCGGGGCAGCUGUAGGAGGCAUGAUGAACUGCUUCUAUCCUUAUCAACUGCAGUUUGGGGAUCAAGUGAAUACUGCUGGAGGAAAUGCUGCAGCUAAUACCACUUAUGCAACUGCUGCGGCACAGCCCUAUGGUCUCCACUACCCUCAUCAUGGCCUAUUCCCAUUUUCUUCUGCUACCUCUCCUCAGCAGUAUUACAGUCCUCCCAUGUCUUUUGCUGCGGCCACAAACCCUAUGCAAUCAGGCAUGACCAUGGCUCUUCAGGCUCCGAUUCCUCGUUGUUAAUGGGACACGCUGCAACUGGUUUAGCUCGUAUCAGCACAAUCCUUCUGCAUGUUAUAAGCCAUAUUUGGCCCAACCAUGGUUCUCUUUUUUCCUUACUCAUGAACCAUCUCCAUCUCCUGCUAGACUCCCUACUCGUGUAGGCAGUUGGCCGAGGUUGAGAAACAUUUGUUGGUCCCCCAUAGGGAUCACACCCCCC
Molecule: messenger RNA, 1561 nt
Organism: Chenopodium quinoa (quinoa)
Lineage: Eukaryota; Viridiplantae; Streptophyta; Magnoliopsida; Caryophyllales; Amaranthaceae
Product: RNA-binding protein 24-B-like
Exons: 6
Coding region: 493-1365 (290 amino acids)
Molecular function (GO): RNA binding
Source: RefSeq, a predicted model, not a curated record